Molecule: messenger RNA, 3298 nt
Organism: Carassius auratus (goldfish)
Lineage: Eukaryota; Metazoa; Chordata; Actinopteri; Cypriniformes; Cyprinidae
Gene: galnt3
Product: UDP-N-acetyl-alpha-D-galactosamine:polypeptide N-acetylgalactosaminyltransferase 3 (GalNAc-T3)
Exons: 12
Coding region: 433-2307 (624 amino acids)
Biological process (GO): protein O-linked glycosylation
Cellular component (GO): Golgi apparatus
Molecular function (GO): polypeptide N-acetylgalactosaminyltransferase activity
Source: RefSeq, a predicted model, not a curated record
CCAGAUGAACACUCUGAGCCUCUCUGGUAUUCUUCUCUUGUCCGGUUCGUGUCCGGUUUCUUUUCUUUACCCUGCAAACACAGAAGCUCUUUAUGAAGUCCAUGUGCACGGGGACACGGUGAUUAAAAUCCUCAGGCUGAGCGUGUCUGAAUGAAGGCACAUGUGGCGCUUACGCACGCGUGACGCAAGUCCCGCCCCUUUACCUGAGAGACGCGCACCUGGAUCCAACGACGCGGAAGUCUUGCUGAGAUGACUACACUUUGACAUCGCCGUGGUCAACACUUCUACUGUGGGAGCUAAAAACUCUUUUGGAUAUGAACUUAAACGAUAUUUAAACGCAAUCGGUUUGACAGGCGGUGAUGUUACGCACGGGGUGUGUGUCAGGUGAAGCAUUGUUUCUCACACUCUGAGUGCCGGCUUCGCCUCAAAAGAAUGACGUUCUUCCGCAGGCUUCUGCGCAGACGACUGCACCCGUGGAAGCUGGCCAUAGUGGCGCUGGUGUUCGUGACGUUCCUGUUUCUGAUGCAGCGAGAGGUGGUCAGUCAGAACCCCCAGGACGAACCCUGGCUCAAAGAGAUUGUGGAGAAACGAGACGGCGUUCUUGAGAUGGUCAUGGGGGCGGUGAAUAACCUCCGGGACGCUAUGCCCAAAAUGCAGAUAAAAGCUCCGGUGAGGAAGCAGGAGAGCCAGGGCAGUCUGGGCUGUCUGUCCGGAUACUACACGGCUGCUGAGCUCCGACCGGUCCUUGAAAGACCACCGCAAAACCCCACUGCCCCAGGGGCUUCUGGGAAGGCUUUUCACACUGACAAUCUGAGCUCGUCGGAGCAAAAAGAAAAGGAGAGGGGAGAAGAGAAGCACUGCUUCAACUUGUACGCCAGCGAUCGGAUCUCGCUCAGCAGAGACCUCGGCGCUGACACGAGACCUCCAGAAUGCAUCGAGCAGACAUUCAGACGCUGUCCACCCCUGCCGACCACAAGUGUGAUCAUCGUCUUCCACAACGAGGCGUGGAGCACAUUACUGCGCACCGUCUACAGCGUCCUGCACACCUCCCCUGCGCUGCUCCUCAAAGAAAUCAUCCUCGUGGAUGACGCCAGCGCUGACGAGCGACUACAGGACGAACUGGACGAGUAUCUGAAACAGCUGCACAUCGUUCGCGUGGUCCGUCAGCAGGAACGUAAAGGCCUGAUCACUGCGAGGCUCCUCGGGGCCUCCGUGGCCUCGGGCGAAACCCUCACCUUCCUGGAUGCCCACUGUGAAUGUUUCCACGGAUGGCUUGAGCCGCUGCUGGCCAGGAUAGCGGAGAACUCCACCGCCGUAGUGAGUCCUGACAUCACCACCAUCGACCUGAACACAUUUGAGUUCAUGAAACCCUCACCGUACGGACAGCAUCAUAACCGGGGGAAUUUUGACUGGGGCCUUUCCUUUGGUUGGGAGACCCUUCCGGAUCAUGAGAAACGGAGACGCAAAGAUGAGACGUACCCUAUUAAGACGCCAACGUUCGCAGGGGGACUGUUCUCCAUUUCCAGAGAUUAUUUCUACCAUGUAGGAAGCUAUGACGAGGAGAUGGAGAUUUGGGGAGGAGAAAAUAUUGAAAUGUCCUUCAGGGUUUGGCAGUGUGGAGGGCAGCUAGAAAUCAUCCCCUGUUCAGUGGUGGGCCACGUGUUUCGCACAAAGAGUCCGCACACCUUCCCUAAAGGCACGCAGGUGAUCGCUCGCAACCAGGUGCGUCUGGCUGAGGUCUGGAUGGACGACUAUAAAGAGAUCUUCUACCGGAGGAACCAGCAGGCCGCUCAGAUCGCCAAAGAGCGCUCUUUUGGAGACGUCUCAAAGCGUGUAGGUCUCCGGGACAGACUCCAGUGUAAGAGCUUUUCCUGGUAUUUGAAGAACGUCUAUCCGGAGGUCUUCAUGCCCGAUCUCAGUCCGCUGCAGUUUGGUGCGAUAAAGAACGUGGGGAAGGAGGCCUGCUUGGACGCGGGAGAGAGUAAUGAGGGAGGGAAGCCUCUCAUUAUGUACCCCUGCCACGGGAUGGGAGGAAACCAGUAUUUCGAGUACUCGACCCAUCAUGAGAUCAGACACAAUAUUCAGAAGGAGCUCUGUUUGCACGGGACGGAUGGAGUCGUCAAAUUAGAGGAGUGCCAGUAUAAAGGUCACAACACCAUCACAGGACCUCAGCAGAGAUGGGAGCUCAGAGAGGAUCAGCUGUUCUAUAACAAGGGCUCAAAACAGUGCCUGACCGCUCGACAUGAGAACCCCUCUCUAGUGCCCUGCAGUCCAGCUGACAAGUACCAGCUCUGGGUCUUCACAUGAACGGCGGAACCAGUGACACACACACACACACACACACACACACACACACACACACACACACUCUCAGGGUCCAAAACUUAACUUCUUGCCACAGCUGCCAAUGAAUUCAGAAAAGUUUACAUGCCAAAAUGAUUUCUUACUGGCCAUGAAAAUGUAGUUUUUUUUCUAUAAAAAUACAUUGACAAUUAAAUACAUAGCAUAUUGGUUUGUAAUCUAGAAUUUUUUAUUUUAUUUUAUUUUUACCAGGAAUUUCACUAUUUAAAACAGUUUAAAUAAUUUAAAUGGAUUUUAAAUAAUGCCGUCUGAUUGCGCCAACAAAAGCAUGAGCAUAAAACACAAGAUAUUGUUAAUCGUUAAUAUCUCUACACUCUUAAAAAUGAAGCUUCCAAAAGGAUGUUGUUGCAGUGAUGCCAUAGAAGAACAUUUUUUAGUUACCAGAAUAACUUUUCAGUGAACAGUUUUUAAAAGAUCUAUUUUGAAUAACAUUUAAAAAAUCUAAAGAACCUUUUUCAACUAUAAAGAACAUCUUCUGCAUUUGAAAGGUUCCAUGGAUGUUCAGGGUUCUUCACAGAACCAUAGAUGCCAAUAGAGAACCCUUAUUUGUAUGAGUGUGUAUGAAUAUAUUUCUACUCUUGCACAGUAAAGGCUGUUCAAUAGAAUUUGUUUAGUUGAAAAAGUUUCAGUUAAAAUGAGUCUUUUUAAUUAGAUUUGAAGCGCUUUAUCCGAUUGAUUUGGUAUUGGAUGGUUUAUAAGUAUAUUUGGGAAUUACUUAAAAAUAUGUUAAAACAAAGAUGCCAAAAAUUUUAAUGUAAGGGGGCCAAAUAUCUAACUUGAUUGAGGGCUAAAAGUAAAUGGUGCGGGAUAUCCAACUAUAUUGUAUUAAAAUGUUACAUUUUUAAGUAAAGAAAAAAAUAAAUUAUUAGUUUUUUUUUUUAAUCCUCAAAUUCACUUUGUCUUUUUUUAUUCCAAUGCAAAUAUAAAUCAAACAACA